CAUGCUCACUGUCCCGAAACAUGAUGAGCCAUCUUGCCCUGUGGGAAUUUCUCCUUCCAGCCAGCACCGGCUACAUCUGUGUCAGCGAAGGCAGCAGCAGCAGCAGUAGAAGUAGCAGAUAGAUCCUGGCUGCUCUCCCUCAGUCUCUGCUUCUACCUCUGUGCUGUAACUUCAGCACAGAGGGGGGAAUUCGCCGGCUGCCCGCUCCUAGGAAACUUCUCUCCGCCGCGCUCCCCCUGCACAAAAUCUUCUCCCUGGGACCUCUGACCUCAGCUGUACCCCAGCUACUUAAAAGCACGUUUCUUUAUUUUCUGUGUCAGUGUGUGCUGCAUCUUCUCUUUCCCACUGCUGAAUGAACAACAGUCAGUUGUCACUUUUCAUUUUUCACUUCACAAGACUCCAGUUUUUUGGCUUCUCACCCGUGCUUGUGAAACUUCCUGUUUCCCCGAGGAUGUGUUUGAGUCCCACAGUGGCAUGAGAAGGAAUACUGAAGGGUUCUGAACAGUUUCCGUGUAGUUCGGACUCUGCAGCACUGGACUGAAGGUUAACGCGCAAGGAAUAAAGCCAACACCUGUCUUCACACAUGAGGAGAAGGCUCUCUGAUGCUACCGUUGAAAAAUGUUCACUGAGAUCAUGUACCACAUCCUGAUGGAGGCUUCUUCUCCUUCAAUACGUUUUCUAUAGGCAAAGAGAAACAGGAACAACAUGGGAGCUGAGGAGCUGUCAAACUCUACUAUCUGUGGCAAUGCAUCAGAUAUCCAGCCAAUCGGACACAGUCUAUGGGAGGUCAUAACCAUAGCAACUGUAUCGGCCAUAGUGAGUUUGAUCACAAUAAUUGGCAACAUUCUUGUGAUGCUAUCCUUUAAGGUCAACAGCCAAUUAAAGACCGUGAACAAUUACUACUUGCUGAGCUUAGCUUUUGCAGACCUCAUCAUUGGAGUGUUUUCCAUGAAUUUAUAUACCUCUUACAUUCUGAUGGGAUACUGGUCACUGGGGAGCUUAGCGUGUGACUUGUGGUUAGCUGUGGAUUAUGUGGCCAGCAAUGCCUCUGUAAUGAACCUGCUGGUUAUCAGCUUUGACAGGUACUUUUCCAUUACAAGGCCACUGACUUACAGAGCGAAGCGAACUCCAAAACGGGCAGGGAUCAUGAUAGGUUUGGCUUGGCUUGUGUCUUUCAUCUUGUGGGCUCCUCCCAUUUUAUGCUGGCAGUAUUUUGUUGGAAAAAGAACAGUUCCAGCCAAGCAGUGCCAGAUCCAGUUUUUCUCUGAGCCGGUGAUCACGUUUGGGACAGCCAUUGCUGCUUUCUACAUUCCAGUCUCUAUUAUGACCAUUCUGUACUGCCGGAUCUACAAGGAAACAGAAAAACGCACCAAGGACUUGGCUGAGCUUCAAGGUCUAAACUCUUCAGCUGACACCAGCAGGGCUAAACCCCAGAAGACUAUCAUAAGAUCCUGUUUCAACUGUAAACAGCCCCCUAAUGCCUCUCGAGAUAGGAACCAGGCUUCCUGGUCCUCUUCAAACGCUGCCAAGUCAGCAGCUUUGUCUAGUGAUGAGUGGUCCAAAGCUGACCAGGUGACCACCUUCAACAGCUAUGCCUCCUCAGAGGACGAAGAGCGCCCUGUCUCACCAAGUAUCUUCCAAGCAGCUUACAAGAACCAGGCCUGCGGUCACAAUGAAAGCAUUGUUGGUAGCGAGACUGAGCAGCUGAGCAGUAAUGAAGAAGGCAGUUACUUCCCUUCCCUGCCUAAGAGCAGCUCUCAGAAAAGCAAGAAGUGUGUCUCUUACAAGUUCAAACCAGUCACCAAAGAGGGCAGUUCUCAGCAGAGCAAAAAUGGGGACACUAAAAUGGCACCGUCCUCAUGCUCCUCAGCAGAGUCUAUGGGCGCACCCUCCACCUCCUCCUCUGCCAAACCCAUGGACACCAAUCUGAAGAACCAGAUCACCAAGAGAAAGCGAAUGGUCCUCAUAAAGGAGAAGAAGGCAGCCCAGACACUUAGUGCCAUUCUUCUAGCCUUCAUUCUCACCUGGACCCCCUACAACAUCAUGGUGCUCAUCUCCACUUUCUGCUCUGACUGCAUUCCUAUGUCUCUCUGGCACCUGGGAUAUUGGCUCUGCUAUGUCAACAGCACUGUUAACCCAAUGUGCUAUGCCCUCUGCAACAAGACUUUUCAGAAGACCUUUCGCAUGCUACUCUUCUGUCAAUGGAAGAAAAAAAGGGCAGAGGAAAAGCUAUACUGGUACGGGCAAAACCCAGCUGCUGGUGGAAAACUGACGUAAUCAGAGAUACAAUUCCACAGACUUAUUUUUCAUAUAUUUUGCAUUGACAAUACUUUGACACUUAAACUUGUGGUUAUGGUCAACUUCAUGGAUGUUAUUGUAAAAGAAUAGUUGUGAAAUGUUCAAAUUCUUCCAGGAUGGAGCUGCAUAUUCUGCUAGUAUUAAUUUAACAUGAUAUAGUGUUUGGCAAUAAUUAGCCUCUAGGGUGAACUAUGGUAUUUGUUUUAUACCAAAGCUUUGUAAAUAGUCAUAAAGUGUUCUAUGUGACAGGCUGAAAAAUAAUUGUGGCAUUAUACCACUAUGUUAUACAUAUUUUCCUUCAAGAUUUGUAUUAGUGCAGGCACUUAUAUAUCAAAACAUACAUUGUUAUAAAACGUAUUGCUUCUUGUUCAUGUUUUAUUUAUUGUUUAUCUUCAUCUGUAAAAGAAAAAAACUAAGUUUCUUUAUUAUGCCUGAAUUCAUUUUUGUAAAAUCUGUAACUUUCACAGAUUUUUUUGUUCUCUUGCUUGUAUUUAAGGGCUAACAUUUUUCAUGUGGCAGAUUUUGGAGGUUUGUAUCCUUUAAUCAGAAAAUAGUAUUACCUACAGUCAUCCUGGUUGUGUGUCAGCUUGAGAUUAGCAGCCUAUUCAAGAUUGUAUGUCGAUUAUAAAAGCCUUUUUAU
Messenger RNA from Anguilla rostrata (American eel), 2938 nucleotides. It is a transcript of the gene chrm5a, whose product is annotated as cholinergic receptor, muscarinic 5a. Gene Ontology annotation, cellular component: plasma membrane; synapse; dendrite. The transcript is spliced from 2 exons. Gene Ontology annotation, molecular function: G protein-coupled acetylcholine receptor activity; G protein-coupled serotonin receptor activity. The coding region runs from base 706 to 2277 and encodes 523 amino acids. Gene Ontology annotation, biological process: G protein-coupled receptor signaling pathway, coupled to cyclic nucleotide second messenger; adenylate cyclase-inhibiting G protein-coupled acetylcholine receptor signaling pathway; chemical synaptic transmission. The record is from RefSeq and is a predicted model, not a curated record. NCBI's taxonomy places the organism in Eukaryota, Metazoa, Chordata, Actinopteri, Anguilliformes, Anguillidae.